Messenger RNA from Aspergillus niger, 5019 nucleotides. RefSeq lists its product as uncharacterized. The record is from RefSeq and is a predicted model, not a curated record. Gene Ontology annotation, molecular function: protein binding. Gene Ontology annotation, biological process: negative regulation of fatty acid biosynthetic process. Gene Ontology annotation, cellular component: cytoplasm; Cul4-RING E3 ubiquitin ligase complex. The transcript is spliced from 7 exons. NCBI's taxonomy places the organism in Eukaryota, Fungi, Ascomycota, Eurotiomycetes, Eurotiales, Aspergillaceae. The coding region runs from base 1 to 5019 and encodes 1672 amino acids.
AUGAAGGAAUCGCUUUAUGAUCGCAUCUGGCGCCGGGAAUUGGGAGAGGACUCCCGGUUCGCAAGCAUUCAUGGCAUUUAUGGAUCCAAGGAUUGGGUGGAAAACCUGGAUAUUGUGAACGAACUGGGUGGGCAUUCGGGCUGUGUGAAUGCCUUGAGUUGGUCGCGGUCAGGCCAGCUUCUAGCUUCGGGCUCGGACGACCAGCACUUGAACAUCUAUUCCUACCAACCCGAAUCUUCCACCGCGCCGUUCUCCCUGAAUACGACCGUCGCUACGGGUCACAGCGCGAACAUCUUCUCAGUCAAGUUUAUGCCACACUCCAACGAUCGAACUCUAGUGACUUGCGCCGGCGAUUCCCAGGUUCGCAUCUUUGACAUCGAAUAUUCCAGCAAUGGCAGCAACAGUGUGGACGCCACUUCUGCCUUUUCUGCAUCUGCACGGAGCCGAAGGUUUAACAACUUUUUCAACAAUGCGCGCUACCUAAAUGCGGGGAAUACCAACGUCAGAGUUUAUCGCAGCCAUGCCGAUCGGGUUAAGCGGAUCGUUACUGAAUCAUCGCCGUAUCUCUUCCUGACUUGCUCGGAAGAUGGCGAGGUUCGCCAAUGGGACUUACGUCAACCAUCGUCCGCCUACCCAAAGCCACGAGGCGGCCAAGGAUACAUGGCUUUUCGACCGGGACAGGACCACGACGACUCCAACGUACCGCCUCCGCUGAUUUCCUACAAGAAACACCGACUCGACCUCAACACCAUCUCGUGCUCCCCGAGCCAACCACAUUACAUUGCGCUUGGCGGGGCCCACCUUCACUGCUUCCUCCAUGACAGGCGCAUGCUGGGUCGCGACUUGAUGGCGGAGAGGGGUGAUCCGGGUGCCUCGCCUGGCAGUAGUAGUCAUGGUGAGCAGCUGAUGGAUCAGGCGACGCGGUGUGUGCGGAGGUUCGCCCCUAACGGUCAGCAACGAAUGAAAACGCGCGAUGACGGCCAUAUCACUGCCUGUAAGAUUAGCGACGCCAACCCAAAUGAGAUGGUUGUCAGCUGGUCCGGCGAUCACAUAUAUAGUUUCGAUUUGAUUCGGAGCCCGGAUGCAAGGGAGGAUGCGUCCAAGCGCCAAACCUCCGCCCGGACGACACCGGUCCCGCGUCGGCGCCGAGGCUCUAAGACUAGGAAGCGUAAGCGACAGAAUGGGACCUCGAUGUCCUCGCAGUCCAGCAGCAAUCAGACUCGACCUCGCCGUCGACCCAGAGAGCGACCCGAUGAAGGCGAGCUGGCCUUCCGAGUCCGCUAUGGCAAUGGCGAGUUGGAGGACAUUCCCCUCCCGUCUCUCACCGAACACCACGCCGAGGUCCCCCAAAGGUUGCUGGAGCAGUCACGGUUGUCUGUCCUUAAUGACGCGCAAAGGCUCAGCAUGCACAUUGCCAAGGACAUGGUCAAGCUCCGUAAAGCAAUGUUUUCGCUGGAGACGUCCUUACGCGAAGAAUAUGAGACCUCCAAUCAAGCUGACCUGACACCGUUCACCGAGUCCUUUUCCACUGCACUAACCCUUGCUUCCAUCUGUCUCCCACAGAUGGAUGAGAUUAUGCGUACCUGGCGAUACCCUGUCAAUCCUACGCCCGACAUUGUGCGCUUCCAGCAAACCUUGCGGCGGAACCGACAGACCUCCUGGCGGUUCAUUCAAGCUGCAGGCACAUUAGCACGAGUUCUAGGGGGUGAAAUCCAAAACACCCCCGGAGAUGUAGAUCGUGACAUGGAGCCUUUCCAACAGAUACACCCAGCCUCGCUCGAACGCUCGGUCGAUCAUAAGGAGCAGUUUGGAUACGAUUUCAUCAAGGCUAUACUACUCUUUGUAGAAGGUGGUCGCCAGGCUCUUCUGGCAGGUUUCAAGAAAGAUGCAGCAUCCCGAGGUAACCUAUCCAGAUUUCCGGUAGCUGAGAAUGCGGAUGAAGAUGCAAUCGAGACCGUCUUGAUUCCCUACCUGCAGAGACUGGCGGGGGAUGUACCUGUUGUGAAUGUGGACGCCUCGCGAUUUGAACAUGAUGACGCUCGUAUCCUCUUCCCAACUCAGCGCCACGCCGUGGCCGCCUUUGCCAAUGUUGUCAAAUACCCCGUUGAAAACCUCGUAGAUACGGACCCCAACAUGCGCAAUGGGACUUCAACGGAGCCCCCUAGUCGUACCCACGACUUGUUCCAGUUAACACAGUACUGGGUUUUCAAGGUGGCCCGUGGUGUCCUUCUGGAGACCGGAACCGGGGUAAAUUAUGCGUUUUUUAGCCGGGCUUUUGGUGGCCUGCGUACGAGGGUGGAAAGUGACUCCGAAUCCGAAGUGGAACCCGAGAGAUCACAAAAUGAUCUCGAAGCUAAUGUCGAAGAAGAGCCCAUCCGCGAUGUUAAUCUGAAAAUACUCCGGAGGUCGCAUCUUGCUACUCGAGAGAGUUCGGAGGUAGAGACAGGCGAGUCAUCAGGGGUGCAGACACCACUGUCCGAUGAUGACGACGAAGAAGAAAUUGCUUUGGCAUUACCAGAUAUCAUCGAUGAUGACAGUGAGAAUGAGGUUGGCCUUCCCAUAGCGGAAGAGGAGGAGCAGGAUGAGGAAGAAGACGAAGACGAAGACGAGGAGGAUGAUGACGAUGAAGAGCUCGAUCUAGACCUGAGCAGUUCGGCUGAUGACAGUGACGACUCCGAGGCUGCUGAUCAUAUCUUCAGGGAAUAUGGCCUCCAGCCCCGAGAAAGGGAAUACGUGGACGUUGAUGUUCCCUGUUCCUCGCACACCCGAGUCUACAUGGGCCAUUGCAACAUAAAGACCGUGAAGGAUGUCAAUUACUUUGGACUGGACGACGAAUACGUAGUGAGCGGCAGCGACUCUGGCCACAUUUUCAUCUGGGACCGGAAAACCUGCAAGCUAGUCAACAUCCUCGAGGGUGAUAGUGAAGUAGUCAAUGUUGUGCAAGGUGAGAAUAUCCCCAACCGUGGCCAUUUUAUUUGGAUUUUUGAGGGUCAUUUAAGCCAACGGUCCUUUGCAGGUCAUCCGUAUGAACCCACCAUUGCGGCCUCGGGAAUCGACAACACCAUCAAGGUCUUUUCAUCCGAUCGACGCGCUCAGGAGGAUGCGCGCCGUGGAAUCAACAUCUUGGAUCCUGACAACCCAGCCAACACGCUUGGAUUGGGACCGAAUGUCAGCACCAUUGGUGGUCUAGGCAGUCGCAAGCGCUUGCAUGAUAGUUAUCGCAUCAUGAGUCAGAACGAUGUAGAUCGACAAGGUGGGAUGAGCGAAGCAUACAUCACUAGGCACAUGCUGGCCCGCCUGGCGGCAACCCUGCGAGACCAACGGCAUGGUGUAACGGUGGGCGAAGGAGGCGAACAUGCUACGCUUGUUCUGGAUGAUAACAGCUGCAAUCACCCGCGUCAUCACUCUCUGUUUUAUCACCACGUGACCCUUAUCGAUUCCCCCGCAUUUGUCCCUCCAAUUUUUGGCUUUUUUUCACUUUGCCUUCCAUCUUCCCAUCUUGCGCCUCGAAUUCUCAGCCUCCACCUCGAUUGCUGCUCGCAAUUGAAAAUGCAGACCCUACAGGACCGAGCGGACAUCACCGCUCGUCUCUAUGCUGACCCCCACAAUCCGCACCUUUACUACAAACGAGGCCUUGUCCACCAAACCCUGGGCUUUCCCGAUCUCGCAUCCGCCGACGCAUACCGCGCCCUCUCCCUGCUCGACUCGGUCGUCGAUCCCGAUGGCUGCGAGUUUCACGCCACACGGCGGAUUCAGGAUGCACCAGAUACUCCCGCAACAACUGAGGAGGAGGGGGACGACGACGAGGAUGACAAUUUCACUCCCAUCACACAAGAUGAGUACGACUCCAUAAUCGGAGACGUCUACGCCCUUCUUGUGCGCAACUUGGUCGACUGCGGCUGUUUCCGCGAUGCCUUUGAGUUCUGCGUGCGUGGACAGGGGCUCCUAGAGGACAUGUCGCAGAAGGAGCGCAAUACCUCUGCGCAAGCUGUGCUCAAGGACCAGCUGGCCAUCAUCCGGAAGAACUACGAAGCCCGUCAAGGAACCACCACCGGAGACGCCAAUAUCAACCCUAGUGCUCUGAACGCCCAAGGCUUCGCCCGCCGAGUCCUCUAUCCCUGGAACGAGCACGAACCGGACCGCAAGUUCCCCGAGACUUUGCAGCUCCUAAACGAGCGCCUCAAGGACGUUGCGCCUAAAUGCGAAGUCCGCGCCGUCGCCUUGCCCGCUUUACACGGCACCACCACCACCGAAGACGAAGUCUCUGUCCAACUCGGCCUCUUCGCCAAAGAACGCAUCUACCACGGCGCCGUCUGCGGCCUCAUGGAGAACCUCGAAUCCAUCGGAAAAGACAUCCCCGACCCCAAGGACAAGGCUGAUUACCUCUACCUCCUUCUUCUGGGCCGCACGCUCGCCAUGGCCGCUACCCAGGAGCUGCACCCGCUCGAUCUCCCUGAAGUGAAAUACAUCUGGGGCGAUUUCCACGACCUCGACCUUAACACCAAUGAAAGCAGCAAUGACAAUGAAGACCCAACAGCAACCCUCCCCUUUUCCUUCCAGCUCAAUAUCCUCCAACCAAUGCGUUUCCUAGAAGAAAUGGAAAUAGACCCCUACGUUGCCCUCCCCCGCUUCGACACCUGGGUCCUGAAUACCCUGUACGCUAAGUUCCGGGGCACUGCGUCGGGCCGGCUCUCGACGUGGGACGGUGGCCCGGAGCUCUGUGCUGUGCACCCGCUUUGGUGUCUGGCGAACCAUUCUUGUGAUCCGAAUGUCAGGUGGGAGUGGGGCGGGGAGAUUACGUUCCGGGCUAGGGAGGAGAGUGAACGGGCGGUUUGGAAGAGGGUUAAGGGUGCUGGUGGUGGUGGGGAUGAGGUUCCUGGGGGAAGAAGGAGACAGGAGGCGGGGAUAAAGAAGGAUGAGGAGAUUCUCAAUCAUUAUUGUGAUAUUGGGUUGGAUGUCAAGGAGAGGAGGGAAUGGGCGAGGGGCGCGUUGGGGGGUUGGUGUUUGUGUGAGAGAUAG